This is a messenger RNA of Rhizophagus irregularis DAOM 181602=DAOM 197198, 677 nucleotides long. RefSeq lists its product as uncharacterized. The record is from RefSeq and is a predicted model, not a curated record. Lineage: Eukaryota; Fungi; Glomeromycota; Glomeromycetes; Glomerales; Glomeraceae.
UAUUAUUGAUUUGGGACUAUGUAAACCUAUAAGUGAUUCUGGUAAUAAGGUUAAUGAAAUUUAUGGAGUUCUACCUUAUAUGGCUCCUGAAAUAUUAAGAAACAAACCUUAUACCCCAGCAAGUGAUAUUUAUAGUCUUUCAGUGAUAAUGUGGGAAUUUACAUCAGGUGCUCCUCCAUUUUAUCAUGAAGCACAUGAUCAUCACCUUAGCUUGGAUAUUUGUAGAGGAAAACGUCCCAAAAUUAUAGAAAAUACUCCAAAAUGCUAUAUAGAUUUAAUGGAAAAAUGUUGGGAUUCAAAUCCUUCCAACAGACCAACCAUAAGAAUGCUUGAAAAUAUUAUAUCUGAAUGGAUUAGAUGUAUUAAUAAAUAUUAUGAAAUAAACAGGGAUGGAGAACAUAACUUUUUAGUACCAAAUGUUUAUAAUCAAUUAAAAGAUGAUAUGCUUGAAUUUGUAGAAGCAAACAAAACGUUAGUACAAGAACAGGCAAAUACUUCUAUUAUGCAAUCUCAUCCACAAGCAUAUUAUACAAGUCGCAAAUUUACUGAAAUUUUAACUCAAGAAGGGACUCAAGGUCUUGAUUGUAUGAUUGAAGAUUAAUGAUCUUGUUAUUUAUUGAAUUAUUUAUAUUAUGUAAUUUACAAUUUUGUAAUAAAAUAAAUAUUAUUAAAUAUAA